Messenger RNA from Choloepus didactylus (southern two-toed sloth), 4746 nucleotides. It is a transcript of the gene EGLN1, whose product is annotated as egl-9 family hypoxia inducible factor 1. The transcript is spliced from 5 exons. The record is from RefSeq and is a predicted model, not a curated record. Lineage: Eukaryota; Metazoa; Chordata; Mammalia; Pilosa; Megalonychidae. Gene Ontology annotation, molecular function: L-ascorbic acid binding; ferrous iron binding; peptidyl-proline 4-dioxygenase activity. Gene Ontology annotation, biological process: peptidyl-proline hydroxylation to 4-hydroxy-L-proline; cellular response to hypoxia. Bases 481 to 1815 code for a protein of 444 amino acids. Gene Ontology annotation, cellular component: cytoplasm; nucleus.
GCCCGCCCGCCGGGUCGCGGCGGGGCCGUGGUGUACGUGCAAAGCGCGCAGAGCGAGUGGCGCCCGCACGCCCUCCGCUCUCCUGAACAGGCUGGGCCGGGUCGGCAGGGACACAGAGGCGGCGGCGACCGUGCAGCGACUAGGGCCUGUCUCGCGCGCCCGGGGUCCACGCUCCGCCGCAGCCAAGAUAACCCUCCGCCGCCCAGGCCGCACUCCCUCAGCCCGCAGCAGCGGAGAUGAGGUUCUGAGGCGACGGCUGCAGGCUCGGCGCGGCUCGGUGCGGCGUGGCCCGGACCGGGAGAACGAGGAAGCGGCCCGGGCCGAGGUGCAGCGGGGUACACUGGUCUCCCUGAGGCGAGGGGCGAACGGGUGCAUGGCGCAGUAACAACCUUAGCCGUUCGCCUCCACUCCCUUGACUCUGGGCGAGGCCGUCUGACCGCCACCCUCUCCUGUUCAGCAGUCGCCGCCGCUGCCGCCGCCAUGGCCAAUGACAGCGGCGGGCCCGGCGGGCUGAGCCCGAGCGAGAGAGACCGACAGUACUGCGAGCUAUGUGGGAAGAUGGAGAACCUGCUGCGCUGCAGCCGCUGCCGCAGCUCUUUCUACUGCAGCAAGGAGCACCAACGCCAGGACUGGAAGAAGCACAAGCUCGUCUGCCAGGGCAGCGAGGGCACCGCGGAGCCCCGGGGCGCCCGCGGCCACGGCGCGGGUCACCACCAUCACCAUCUCAACUCCGCGCAGCCCGCGGCCCCGACGCCGCCCAGGUCCGGCGGGGCCAAGGAGGCCAAGAAGGCACAGCCGCGCAGGGACGCGAAGGCCGGGGAGGCCCCAGGCCGAUCCGCGGUUGGGGACGCGCCGGCGGCCAAGGCAAAGGCAAAGCCUGCGGCGGAUCCGGCGGCGGCGAUGCCGGCGCCCUUGCCUCACAUUGCCACUGGCAGCCAGGGCUUGGCGGCGACCGAGGCGGAGCCCGGGAAGGAAGAGCCGCUGGCCCGCUCGCAGUUGUUCCCAGAGAAGUCGAACAUGUACCCGCCGAGCAACACCCCUGGCGAGGGACUGAGCCACAGCGGCGGCCUGCGGCCCAACGGGCAGACGAAGCCGCUGCCGGCGCUGAAGCUGGCGCUGGAGUACAUUGUGCCGUGCAUGAACAAGCACGGCAUCUGUGUAGUGGACGACUUCCUGGGCAAGGAGACGGGGCAGCAGAUCGGCGAGGAGGUGCGGGCCCUGCACGACACCGGCAAGUUCACCGAUGGGCAGCUGGUCAGCCAGAAGAGCGACUCGUCCAAGGACAUCCGAGGCGAUAAGAUCACCUGGAUCGAGGGCAAGGAGCCCGGCUGCGAAACCAUAGGGCUGCUCAUGAGCAGCAUGGACGACCUGAUCCGCCACUGUAACGGGAAGCUGGGCAACUACAAAAUCAAUGGCCGGACGAAAGCCAUGGUUGCUUGUUAUCCAGGCAAUGGAACAGGCUAUGUGCGUCAUGUUGAUAAUCCGAAUGGAGAUGGAAGAUGUGUGACAUGUAUAUAUUAUCUUAAUAAAGACUGGGAUGCCAAGGUAAGUGGAGGUAUACUUCGAAUUUUUCCAGAAGGCAAAGCCCAGUUUGCUGACAUUGAACCCAAAUUUGAUAGACUGCUGUUUUUCUGGUCUGACCGUCGCAACCCUCAUGAAGUCCAACCAGCAUAUGCUACAAGGUACGCAAUAACUGUUUGGUAUUUUGAUGCAGAUGAGAGAGCACGAGCUAAAGUAAAAUAUCUAACAGGUGAAAAAGGUGUGAGGACUGAACUCAAUAAACCUUCUGAUUCAAUCAGUAAAGACGUUUUAUAGAGCCUUUGAUCCAGCAAUACCCCACUUCACCUACAAUAAUUGUUGAUGCUGUUUGUUAACUUGUGAAUACAAAUAAAUGGGAUAAAGAAAAAUAGCCACCCAGGUGGCAUUUUAAUAAGGAAACAAAAACAACUUUUUUUGUGUUGCAUCAAACAGAAGAUCUUGACUGCUAUGGCUUUGUACUGCAUGAUUGACUUCAGAUCUGUGAUUGCUUAUGGGAAGGAUAUAAGCUAUCAGCUGAAAAUGGUAUUUACAUUUGGACAUGAAAAUAAGUGCCCUGUGUAGAAUUUUUCAUUCUUAUAUUUUGCCAGAUCUGUCAGCUGAAUUCAUUUCAUUUCUCCCUUUUUUAUAUGGUCAAGUUUGAAUUUGGGAUAAUUUUUGUAUGAUUAGGUACAAUUUGUCAAAAACAGAAAAAGAAUUAGAGUAUUAUUCCCCAAAGUAGCAUCAAUCUAUUUUUGUAAAUCUCUUCGUACUAUUAAAUUUGCCCUAAAAGACCUCUUAUAAUGAUUAUUGCCAGUUACUGAUGAUUAAUUUCUUUUUACUUAAAGUAAGAAAAGGAGCACUUUAAUAACCAACUGAAAUAUCAGAUUGUUUUGUCUCAAAUCUUACACUAAUUUGAACUCUUUUUAAAUAUUGCUGCUGUUAUUUUUAGGACAUUGUUAAUGAAACAUAACAGUAACAAAGUUAUUAUUUACUAUAACCUUUAGUUCAUGUUUUACAAGAAAAAAAUACACAGUAAGAAAGGUUUAUCUUUUGAGUUAAAAUUUUUUUUUAAUUAAAGUAACUGGCGCUAAAUGAACUUGAAGUUAUCCUUAGCAUCAAGUUCCUAAAAUAAAGGGCUUUCUUAGGCUUUCAUGUGUUUCCUAUAGAUUUAGAAGUUAAUGUCCCCAUUCCUAAGACUUUUCCUUUUGCUUCCCUUCAAUGGUGAUUGUAAUUCCAAAUUUGCUAUUAUGGGUUUUUCCUACUAGUAUGACCCAUCUUUAGAUCAGAACCUUGUUUCUAUUGAAUAGUAUCAAGGGGAGAUUAUAUAUGCAUUGAGACGGAAAUGUGUCAUUACAGGCUUAAUGUUUAGUGACUCCUGUUGAGGCAUUCUCCAAACAUGAUGCUGGCCUUUUAUCCAUACUGAAAGAUGUAUGUUUAGUUUAAAGAAACAAAAACAAAACCAAAAAAGCAAAACCAGAUACUUUUAUUUUUAUGUUGUAAGGGUUUUCUUGUUUACUUUUCAGAAAAAGAGGGAAUAUUACAAAAUCACACAAGACCUCCCACACUUCUGUAAUGUAAGGAGUGAAUUGAGAUGGACGUCUUAGACUUCAGUUUCCUAAGCUCUUUAACAAAGCCCAAAAGAUGAGUCCUUAUUUUACAUGAAUUAUGGGUAUAAGACCUUGCCCACUUAAGUCUUCUUUCUGUAUCCUUGAUCACCUUUGCCAAAAUAAUGUGAGUGUACAGAAAUAUUUCUGUAUAUUUCAACUUAUAUCAGUUUUAGCAUCUGUAUAGUUUGUAUUCAAUUAGAGAACUUUUCUAUGGAAAGCUCAGUAAUUUUUAUUAAAAGAUUGCUAUUGUUCAUGUAAAACAUGAAAAAAAAAAUUUUAGUGAAACUGACAGUGUGGACUUAGCGUGGGAUUAAGUAUUCAGUAUUGAGAUCUCACUUAGGAGAACUUGCAGGAAAAAAUUAUAGUGUGUUGUUUUUGCUUACCCAUACUCAGUUUUGUUCCACUUCCUCUCCUUCAUUCCAGAUAAUAAAACUUAACAUCUCUACAGUAAGUGCCUCUGCCAGCCCAACCCAGGAGUGCAAGUUAUCUUUGCUAUCUGGUCUACAGUGCAGUACAUUGCAUUAGGCCACAACUCAGAAGUGCUAUCAUUUUCGGGCUUAGUAGAAAUUGUAUUAUGUUGAUGGAAGGUUUGUUUGAUUUUCAAAAUGUACAGCAACAGCCUUUUAAUUGGGGAGUUCCCAUGUCAUUCAAAUGUGUACUUCAUUUGUGCAGAGAAUCACAUUCUACUAUCUGUGAGUUGUUCUUGCCAGACAGGUCUUAAAUUGUGUAUUUUUUUUUUUUUUGGAACAAUUUAUAUAAUUUCUUGGAGAUCAUUGUGAAAGGGUAAAGAAAUCAGAAUAGCCAUUUCUUUAAUAACCAUUUAAAAUCUAUUCAUUUAUUGUUAGUGGGACCGUUAACUUGUCACCAAUUAGGACUCUUAUUUAAAACAAAAUUUAAAACUAUUUGUGACCUGUGUGUGUUUAAUCCUGGUUAAAGAUAAAGCUUCAUAAUGCUGUUUUUAUUCAAUACAUUAACCAGCUAUAAAACACAGACCUUUAUCAAUAGCAGGUAAAGAAUUUCAGGAUUCAUAUACAGAUAGCCUAUAAAGUCAUGUAAUUUGAAAAGCGGUGUUUCAUUAUGAAAGAACUCUCAAGUUGCUUGUAAAGCUAAUCUAAUUAAAAAGAUGUGUAAAUGUUCUUGAAAAAAUUAUGGUUGUUAUUUUCAGCUGUGUUUUUUAUUUUUAAAUCCCUUAUUAUGCAUACCAUUGGCUUUCUUAACAGGUCUUUUCAUCAGAUAAUGUGCUUUUCUAUCACAUCUCUAUCUUAGUCCAGAACAUUUAGUAUUACUUUUUAUAAAUAAUAACAAGAGAGAGAAUAGUAAAUAUAGGGGUCUAACAAUUUUCUAAACAUCCUGGAGGUAAUUGGACUGUCAGUGGAAUCUAUGAGCUCUGUGUUUGGAUGCUCAACACAUAGGAUUUUUAAAAUUAUUUUAACAUUCACAGUUAUUGAGCAUAUCCAUAUCAUCCCUCUGCCACGAAAAGGAAGGGGCAUUAAGGAUUUAUCUCUAAUUGUCAUAGCUGUUCUGUUGUGUGUAUGCAAGAAAGUUUAAUCUUUGUGGUCAUAGACUAAAGUGUAAGAGUGCUUAUUAUAACAUGAGAUCAAUAUAAAUAUUCAUAAAUGUU